Molecule: messenger RNA, 288 nt
Organism: Cryptococcus amylolentus CBS 6039
Lineage: Eukaryota; Fungi; Basidiomycota; Tremellomycetes; Tremellales; Cryptococcaceae
Exons: 3
Coding region: 1-288 (95 amino acids)
Source: RefSeq, a predicted model, not a curated record
AUGUCACGGGGCUACCGCGAGGCCUGCAACUACAGCAAAUACGCCCAGUUCGACUUCCAUGACCAAAGCCCCAAAACCCAAGCCCUGAGGGAACAAAAGGCUUUGCAGAAGAAGGCUUUGGAAACCGAACGGGUCAAGGCUGGCGGAAGAGCGGCUGUGCCGGCUGGGGAUGAAGGGAACAAGAGAGAUGGAAGGACUCUGGGUCUGAAGGCUUCCAUUUCAAUCACCAAUCACGGCGAGUACGACUUGAGGGACUGGGCGCAUGAGAGGGAGAGCAGAUUCAUAUGA